AUGACUUGUCCCGUCUGGGAGAGGCUGCGUAACCCGUGCGGCUGGCGCGCGGGCGCCAAGCAGAUCUCCGUGGACGCGAUGCUGCCGCUGCUGGUGGUGCCGAUCCUCGCGGUGAUCGCCGCCCAGGCCUUCCUCUGCACGGUCGUCGUGUUCCUGGUCACGCCGGUCCUCGUCUACUACCUGCACCACAACUUCCUCAGGUUUCUACUGCGCACCAAGUUCUUCCUCAUGUGGACUAUCACGAGCGUGCUGAUGAUGAUGCUGGUGUUCGAGAUUAGCGUCGUGCCGCUGCUGGAGAUCCUGCCCGAGGAGAAUCUCCUGUUCAUGGUGUGCGUCGUCGGCGGCAUGUGGUGCGGCUACAAGACCAAGCUGAACGCGGACGCGACGGCGACGCAGGAGAGCGCCGUCGUCGGCGGCACGCAGAGCUUGGAGCUGGGCGAGGGCAGCGGCGAGCUCUGCGCCACGUGCAGGAGAAGGGCGCCGCCCAAGGCCCAUCACUGCCGCUUGUGCCAGACCUGUAUACUCAAUAGGGAAUACCAUUGCAAAUGGCUGGAUUGCUGCAUAGGUUCCAGCAACUUAAGGUGGUACUUAGGCUGUUUAUUCUUUUCCGCAAUCGCUUUUAUAUACGGUUCCAACUUAACUAUGACUAGCGUCUGCCAUCCGUUCAUUCUCAUCGGAACCGUGCUCCUCCCGGAUGACUGCAGCGACGUGUAUCAUCAGUUGGACAUCGCGCUCUGCUUCGUCUCCGCGCUAUACAGCCUCUUCGUGGGCCUGGUGCUCCUUUGUUAUCUCACGUACCACCUAUGGCUGCUGUACAUCGGCACGACGUCGAACGAGCGACGGAUGGACAUCAAAAAUCAGUACGACCACGGGAUGCUGAAGAAUGUAUCUCGGCUGUUCUGCUGCAAAACUUAGGGACGCUAUUUGUAAGCUAGGAUCACUGAAUUUUAUUUCACACGGUGUAUGCAUUACACUCUGUACAAAGGAUUACGACGAAAUCAAAUUUGACAAACUAGAAGAACGGUAAGGCCAAAUUAUUUGUCAUAGCGUUAUAAAGCCGUAGGUAACAAAUAAGGGCCGUGACACACGCAAAAACUUAAGCAAAAAAAAAAAAGAAAAACGUAAGCACAAUCGACUAAUCACAAUUGAGACUUUAAGGCCAUAACGUAAAUAGUAGCGAAUCCAACAUGUUGAUUUCUUUGCUGCUUACGUCUCACUGCUCAAGCUUUUCUGCGUGCCGUGGCCCUUAGGCCACUUGAGACAAGUGAAUCAGAAUGCGACAGUUAAGAUCGGACUCGAUUGCACACUAUUCUUCAUCCAACAUAAUCUUGAUAUCUGACGAUUCAUAAUUCAUGAAAAGUAUAAUAGAUAUUACUUCCAUAAUAUUAUACUUAUGAAAUCAUGUUCGACAUAUCACGAAGCAUCAAAAUCUAUUACAUCUGUCAUCCUUAAUGUAUCGCAUUGUGCAUACCAUUUGUAUAUUUAAUGUAACUGUGAUAAAAUGGCCAUUGUACGAGUAAUAUAGUAAAUUGUAUUGAGUACACGCAUACACACACACAAACACGUACACAUACAUACACAUAAAUACAUACAUACAUAUAAAUACGGUUCUAAAAUAUGUUCAAGUAAAAGGAAAUUUAAAUACGUA
Wasmannia auropunctata (little fire ant) is the source of this 1648-nucleotide messenger RNA. RefSeq names its product palmitoyltransferase ZDHHC23 (gene GABPI). NCBI's taxonomy places the organism in Eukaryota, Metazoa, Arthropoda, Insecta, Hymenoptera, Formicidae. Gene Ontology annotation, cellular component: endoplasmic reticulum; Golgi apparatus. Gene Ontology annotation, molecular function: protein-cysteine S-palmitoyltransferase activity. Bases 1 to 915 code for a protein of 304 amino acids. Gene Ontology annotation, biological process: peptidyl-L-cysteine S-palmitoylation; protein targeting to membrane. The transcript has 3 exons. The record is from RefSeq and is a predicted model, not a curated record.